AUGUUGCGGACCGAGAAGGUGCUGCUGCUGCGGAGCCUGCAAGGCCGCUCCAUGCGGGUGGUGCGCGAGCACUACCUGCGUCCGGACGUGCCUUGCGGCAGCGCCCUCUGCCGGUUGGGCUGUCCCCGCGAUGGGAAGUUGCUCUCCGACGAUGUCACUCACUAUGUUGUGCCUGACUGGAAGGUGCUUCAAGAUUACCUGGAGAUUCUGGAAUUCCCCGAGCUGAAGGGCCUGGUUUUCAUGCAGACCGCAUGUCAAGCGAUGCAGCAGCAAAAAGGCCGCAGGCAGCACAAUAAACUGCGGAAUUUAGUGAGGGAUGCCCGUCACGACUGCAUUGUGUUUUUUAAUGAAUUCCAGCUGCUUUCUUAUUUGCCACGAGAGCGGGGAGAAUCACUGGAGAAAUGGCAGACCAGGAGCAUUUACAAUGCCUCUGUGUGGUACUAUAAUCACUUCUCGGGCCAGAUGCCCAUCGUCAUGGUUACAGAGGACGAAGAGGCGGUACAGCUGUUUGGAAGUGAAACGGAAGGUGUCUUUGUGAUCUCAUUCAAGAAUUACUUGGACAACUUCUGGCCCGAUUUAAAAGCCGCACACGAGCUUUUGGAUUCCAUACUCCAGUCGCGACGUGAACGGGAAAGCGAAAGCCAUGAAAACAGUGGGAAGGAAUACCCUGAGCAUCUCCCUACAGAGAUCCUGGAAGCUGGAAUCAAAUCAGGACUCUACAUCCAGGGGGUCUUGAGUGUGAAUAAGCACAGAGCCCAAGUAGAGGCCUUCAUGCGAUUUCAAGGCACUAGCAACAAAGAAAAAGAUCUCAAGACAGAUGUUCUUAUUUACGGCACAAAAGCCCGAAAUAGGGCAAUCCAUGGUGACGUGGUGGCGGUGGAAUUAUUGCCCCAGAAGGAAUGGAAAGAACGGACGGCUGCCCUCGGAGAGACUGAGGGGGAAGAGAAGACUGCCGGGGAGGUUUAUGGCGAACCCAUGCCCACUGGCAAAGUGGUCGGCAUCCUGCAGAAGAACUGGCGUGAGUACGUGGUCACUUUCCCAUCCAGGGAAGAGAAUCAGCCGCCGCACACCAAAAACGCCCAGAAGGUUCUUGUGACUCCCUGGGAUUACCGGAUCCCUAAAAUCCGAAUCAGCACCCAGCAGGCCGAGGCAUUGCAGGACUUCCGGGUGGUCGUGCGUAUAGACUCUUGGGAACCAACCUCGCUGUACCCCAACGGGCAUUUUGUGCGGGUCGUGGGCCGGAUAGGCGACCUCGAAGGAGAAAUACAAACAAUUCUCGUGGAGAAUACUGUUUCGGUUAGUCCUUUCUCCGAGGCACAGAUGUGUGAGAUGCCCGCGCUCGUCCCAGAGAAGCCGUGGCAAGUAAGUCCAGAGGAGGAGCAGAAGCGCCUUGACCUGAGAGAGACCCAUUUGGUCUUCAGCAUUGACCCCAAAGGCUGCGAAGAUGUAGAUGAUGCCCUCUCCAUCAGGCUCCUCCCCAAUGGCAACCUGGAACUGGCCGUCCACAUUGCUGACGUGACGCAUUUUGUGGCAGCCAAUUCUUACACCGAUACGGAGGCCAAAGCACGGGCUACUACUUACUACUUAGCUGAUCGCCGUUACGAUAUGUUGCCCGCCAUCUUGAGUGCCAAUUUAUGUUCUCUCCUUGGGAACGUGGACAGGUAUGCCCUGAGCGUUAUCUGGGAGCUGGACAAGGCCUCUUAUGAAAUAAAGAAAGUCCAGUACAAGAGGACCAUCAUUCGCUCUUCUUACAAACUCUUCUACGAGGCCGCCCAGGCUUUGCUAGAGGAAGACCUGACUGCUGCAGAGGAAAUCCUGGAGCUCAAAGGCCUGGAGGAAAAUACCCGGAGACGGAAGUUAGACGAGCUGAUGUGGGCCAUCAGGAAGUUAACUGACGUUGCCCGCCACCUCCGAGCCAGGCGGAGCAGCUACGGAGCCCUGGAGCUGGAAGGGGUGGAAAUCAGAGUUCAGCUGGACGACAAGAAGAACAUCGACGACCUGAUCCCCCGCCAGCCGCUGGAAGUCCACGAGACGAUAGCCGAGUGCAUGAUCCUGGCAAACCACUGGGUGGCCAAGAAGAUUUGGGAGGUGUUCCCCCAUCAGGCGUUGCUUCGUCAGCACCCGCCACCCCGGCAGGAAUUUUUUUCCGAGGUCCGAGAAUGCGCCGGGGCAAAAGGCUUUUCAAUUGACACGCGGUCUAACAAGGCAUUAGCUGACUCUCUGGACAGAGCGGUGGACUCUUCUGACCCCCUGGUAAACCAGCUGUUGAGGUCUAUGGUCACUCAAGCCAUGUCAAACGCGCUCUAUUUUUCAACUGGAUCGUGUCCCGAGGAAGACUUCUUCCAUUACGGUCUUGCUCUAGAUAAAUACACCCACUUCACAUCACCCAUUAGGAGGUACGCAGAUAUAAUUGUCCACAGACUCUUGUUAGCAGCCACCUCAGGAGAAGAAGACAGAGUUAGUACAAAAGACGGCUUGCUCAGCAAUAAAGAACUUGAAGAACUAUGCAGACAUAUCAACAACAGGAACCGGGCGGCCCAGCACGUUCAGAAACAGUCCACGGGCCUCUUCCAGUGCAUGUUCUUCAGCGACAAGAGUCCUGCAAGGGAGGAGCAGCGCUCAGCGGACGGCAUCAUCUACUCAAUCCGAACCAAUGGGGUGCUCGUCUUUGUGCCCAGGUACGGUAUUAAAGGGGCGGCUUACCUGAGGAGCAAGGAUGGGCUGGUCAUCUCCUGCCCAACCGACGGGAACUGUGAAUGGCGACCUGGUUCUCUGCAGCGUUUCCCCAGCAAAAUUACCGCCACUCCCACCGUUGGGAAGACGGUGACUUUGAAUCUCUUCGAUCAUGUGACCGUGAAAAUCUCUGUACAGGAAUCUCGCUGCCACGCGGACAGGAUCCAGCUUCAGAUCACCAGCUGCAAGCCGUACCAGACUUCGGAAACGGAGCAAUCUCAGAGGCCCCAGAUGUCUAGAACAGACUUGGUCAGGGAAGUCACCAAGACGGCAGAGGAAACGCAACUGGCACAGAACCUGGCCAAAGCAAACCAGGUAAAGGAAGGAUUUGAUGAAGAGUAUCGGCAGACCCAGUGCAAGAGGAGUUUGUAUCACCUGCUAGAAGAAAUCAAGGAUUUGUCUCUCUUGGAUUUGUCUCAUGUAUCUGCAGACCGUGGCGCGUGACACCUCAUUUCACACGGCUUCUGUGCCCAAAAUCUCUUUUCUCAGCUUAUCUUUCUUUUAAAGUUGUAAAUUUAUUAUUACAGUGUUGUUUAUCUAAAAAAAAAAAAUGGAGAUUCUAUUUUUAAGAUUGCAUUAUUGCUCAUGGGAGAUAUGCUUUUGUCUUUUACAAAUGAAAUACCGAGAAGUGUAAAUAACUCUUGAGCACCUCAGGGAGUUAAGUGAUGAUGUAGCAGCUUAAUUCUUUAAAAUACUCCUGCUUGGUAAUUUUGACUGUGUAGAGAUCUACAUUAAGUGAGCUGCUUUAAAUUAUUUUAAUGGGUAGUGUAGUGUUUCUCAACUUCAGCAACUUUUAAGAUCAUGAUUGCCAACUCCCAGUAUUCCCUAGCCGGCAUGCUGGCUUAGGAAUUUUGGGAAUCAAGUCUAUACAACUUAAAAGUUGCUGCUUGUGUUAAGAAACACUGAGAUACAGUACCGUUAUUUAAUCAUUUUUAGUUGUUUGACAUGCAGAUACUUGGAUAUACAGUAUAUAAAUGUCAGGAAAUAGUCAGAUGUAGCUGUAAGAACAAAUUUAGUUCAGUCUUCUUUUUUUUUAAAAAAAAAACUUUGUUUGUAAACAGAGAAUUGCUCAGUGUUUGAAGAGUUUUUGAAGACUACAGGAAGCAAAGCCAAGCAAUUUUUGAUGCUCAGAUAUGCUAUUUUCUUAUGUUGAAACUUGGGUUUGCAAGGUCUCUUUGUAGGAAUCCUAAUUUCUCUAUUAAAAGCACAAAAACACCUGGAUUUGCACAAUACAAAUCACGAAUGGUUAACCCAACGUUCUAGAUCUGCAGUGGACCAUGUGCUAACCUCAUAGGUUGUAUUCUCUAGUCUAAACACACUAAAAUGCUGGUGACUGAUCUGAACCUCAGUGUCUCAGCUGCUGUUCAGAAUACCAUGUGCUCCUUAGUUGAGGGUAGAACCCUUAUCAUUCACACGCCUGACCUUCCCCUGUAGCCCAAACAUUAAGUGAGUUCACACUAGCUUGGCAUAAUACGUGAAGCGAGCUUUUAUGUCUCACAAAACGUCCAGGAAUUGCCAAGAUUUAAUCCAUAUGAAUUUGUGGAAGCAAUAAAAAUGUCUUCUCCUUCCCCAACAACGAUCAAAGCUGGCAAGCGUCACUUUCAGUGGAAGGACCAAAGAUUUCAUGACCUUGUUUGAACUCUGCAUUUAACAGCCAAGGGAAAAAAAGGCGGGGGAGAGAGGGAUGGAAAGUUUAACCGACAGUGUCUGUCAAACUUGACUGGUUCCAGAAGUGAGUGUCCACAUGGUACAGUGCUUUGAAGUGGUUUGGAAAAAUAAAAAGAUAUAUUCCUCGUUCUGUUUUUGUAUGAUGGGUAGUAAACCUGUCUAGGCUAGGAACACAAAUGCAGGUGGGGUUAUUUCUUACCUGACUGGAGACCUCCAGGAAAUCUGUGGUUUGAAACUUACACCAGGAAGCAAAACACUCUGAAAUCCUAGUGAGGUAUAGAAGCACAUUUUGAGUUUCUCUCCGAGAAAGAAGCAGAGACGUGUUCUAUCAGGACUCGAGUCUGACCCAAAGGUGUACUUUCUUUCCCCCACAUCAGAUAUGUGGGAUAUUUUAAAUCCAGUCUCUAGAUAUAAGUUGGAACCAGACAGACAUUAAGGUAUCGGGCCAGAAACCGGGAGACUGCUGAGUUUUAGUCCUCUUAGCGGAGUAACCUUGAGCCAGUCCCUUUUUCUCAGACCUAAGAAGGAGGCAAUGGUGCAUCAUUUCUGGAAAUCCUCAUCAAGGAAACUGUAGGGACUUUUCCAAGCAGUUUCUGAGAAUUGGACACGACUGAACAAGAGAGGAAAAAAGGCCUAAGUAUUAGUUGUAACCUGCAUGAAAUGGAAUGCUGCCAUCCAUUUUGGUCACCAUACUACAAAAAAAAAGAUGUUGAGACUUUGGAAAAAGUUCAGAGAAGAGCAACUAAGGUGAUCAAAGGCCAGGAGACAAAUAC
Molecule: messenger RNA, 5174 nt
Organism: Pseudonaja textilis
Lineage: Eukaryota; Metazoa; Chordata; Lepidosauria; Squamata; Elapidae
Gene: DIS3L
Product: DIS3 like exosome 3'-5' exoribonuclease
Biological process (GO): rRNA catabolic process; mRNA catabolic process
Cellular component (GO): cytoplasmic exosome (RNase complex)
Molecular function (GO): RNA binding; 3'-5'-RNA exonuclease activity
Source: RefSeq, a predicted model, not a curated record